AUGUGCGACGGAUGGAUUGCCCGACACUUCCGCCGGGAAGGUUCUACACCACCCGAGCGCCUGCACCGCGAACUAUGGACGGAUGACUCUUUGGAGUUGGGCGUGAAGGCUGGCGCAGCAGCCAUGAUUUACCUCAACGGGGGUCUCAUCACCCAAACCAAAGGGAGUGGUGGGACAAUGGGGUGCCUGCCACCGCGCUGA
Molecule: messenger RNA, 201 nt
Organism: Trypanosoma grayi
Lineage: Eukaryota; Euglenozoa; Kinetoplastea; Trypanosomatida; Trypanosomatidae
Exons: 1
Coding region: 1-201 (66 amino acids)
Source: RefSeq, a predicted model, not a curated record